Molecule: messenger RNA, 1325 nt
Organism: Athene cunicularia (burrowing owl)
Lineage: Eukaryota; Metazoa; Chordata; Aves; Strigiformes; Strigidae
Gene: MTAP
Product: methylthioadenosine phosphorylase
Exons: 8
Coding region: 16-870 (284 amino acids)
Biological process (GO): nucleoside metabolic process
Cellular component (GO): cytosol
Molecular function (GO): S-methyl-5-thioadenosine phosphorylase activity
Source: RefSeq, a predicted model, not a curated record
UGUGACUAUGGCUGGAUGCACAAAUUUCAAAGCUGCAGCAGAAGUGAGACGAUCGGAAUUAUUGGUGGAACUGGCCUGGAUGAUCCGGAUAUCUUAGAAGGAAGAACAGAAAAAUAUGUUGAUACUCCCUAUGGCAAGCCCUCAGAUGCUUUGAUAUUGGGAAAGAUAAAAAAUGUGGAUUGUGUGCUGUUGGCAAGACAUGGAAGGCACCAUACAAUUAUGCCAUCGAACGUCAAUUACCAUGCCAAUAUCUGGGCAUUAAAAGAAGAAAAUUGUUCACAUGUAUUAGUGACUACUGCCUGUGGUUCAUUACGUGAGGAAAUACAACCUGGUGAUCUUGUCAUAAUUGACCAAUUCAUUGACAGGACAACAAAAAGACAUUGUACUUUAUACGAUGGGCAGCAUUCCACUCUUCCAGGAGUAUGUCAUAUUCCAAUGGCAGAGCCAUUCUGCACCAAAACCAGAGAGGUUCUUAUGGAGACUGCCAAGAAGCUUGGGCUCCAGUGUCAUUCCAAGGGAACAGUAAUCACAAUUGAAGGCCCACGUUUCAGUUCUCGAGCAGAAAGCUUGAUGUUUCGCAGCUGGGGAGCUGAUGUUAUCAACAUGACCACAGUGCCUGAAGUGAUUCUUGCGAAAGAAGCUGGAAUGAGUUAUGCCAGUAUUGCCAUGGUAACAGAUUACGACUGCUGGAAGGAACAUGAAGAAGCAGUUUCAGUGGAUAAAGUUUUAAAGACGCUGAAAGGGAAUGCAAAUAAGGCUACUAGCGUACUCCUUAAUGCUAUACCUCAGAUAGGUUCCAUGGACUGGACUGGCACUCUGCACACCCUGAAAACAACAGUGCAGUGUUCGGUCAUCCUGCCAAAACAGUAACAACCUUGAUGAACCUUGAAGUUUGGGUGCUCACAAGGAAAAGUGGAUCACUUUUGAACUUCCAGAGGCUAUAAUAUCUUCAAAAAUUGUUACAAGCAUAAAAGAAUGGAGUAAACGUUGACCCACAAUAAUGUAUAAGACAGCUUUUAUAAUCUUUAUCAUGCUUGAUAAUGUGUAAGAUGGCAAAAGUUAGACUUUGAGCAUGUUUUAAACUAGGAAUAGCUUUACUGUCAAGCUGGAUCAUACAGUGGCUGAAGAAAGAAGUCAGUAGCAAACUGUCAUCUGCUAUUCAGUGAUACCUUUUAGAUGAUGGAAGAAAGGAAAGGCUAGGUAAUACUGUGAUGCAGUUUCAUAAAAUAAGAUCUAAGAAAGCAGAUUCACAGAUAGUAUGUUUGCUUUCCUGUUUCUGCCUUGCAUCUUUUCCUUCAACAAGGCAAAUGUCACACUCCACUUCA